CUGGCACCAGGGAUCAGGACCGACUUUUUGGAGUCUUCGUUUAUUUCAUCAGGUGUGAUGAAGCAAUUGUACCCCUAGCCCUACGUUCUCCUGAUUUAGGUGGAUAACUGGUUUGAUGACGUGGUCCUCAACUCGCAGGUCUGACAGAGAAGACCAAACUUCUUUUCUUUUUAGGACCACAAUACUUCAUUGUUUCCAGAAUUGAAGUCGAGCGGCAAAAUAAAACGCAAAGAGAAAGAAGUGCUGCUUCCUCGCUGGUCUAAUCAAACGGGCCGCAAAAAUGGCAGCGCUCGACCCAGUACUCCUGCCGACUCCGGAGGGUUUUCUGUGUCCGAUCACACACGAGAUAAUGCGAGACCCCGUGUGCACGGCCGACGGACAAACGUACGAGAGAGAGGCCAUCACGCAUUGGUUUCAAGUGAACCGCCGUGGCACGUCACCAGUUACCGGCGCAGUCUUGGCAGCCCGAUCGCUCACCCCCAACUACGCACUGCGCCGAGCUAUCGAGGCCUAUCUCGAAUCGCGGCCGGAGUUGGUCCGGAAAAAAAUGGAAGAGGUAAACAUUGCGGAAGCGGUCAAGAUCAGGGAGAGUGAUUUGGCAGAAGUCGCGCAGAAGAGCGAAGCCCGUGCGGAGUACGUCAAAAAAUUGGAGCAGGAGAAUGCACGCCUGCGGUCCAGGAUGGGACUUGAGACGCAGGGGGACGCUGCAACACAAGACGUUAUUAGCAGCGGAGUCGGGGAGGAAACCCGGGAAGCAGUGCGCAGAUCGCUUUCGUUUUCGCCGCUCCGGGACACUCAUAUCACUGAAAUGCGCUGUCUUUGUUCGGCGCGUGAUCUCCUGCGUUUACUCGCCGAAGGAGAGGACACUAUCAGCUUCAUUGCGGUUUCUCUCCACGCCAAAGCGAUGGAGGAAGCCUCGGACACUUUCAGUGUGGCCGCUGUCGUGCGUGUAUGUGACCAUAUACGAUAUUUUGCGGGACUAGAGCUCGAGUGCUCGAGCCUCGUGAGCCAAUUAUUAAACAUCUGCAGAGAAAGACUCCGAAAAUUUAUCUGCGAACAGGUAAAAGCUGUGGUGUCUAGUUCUCGUGGUGACCUUGUUGUCGUAUUGGCGUACUACUCUUAUGUACGCUUGAUACAAUGCAGAAACUGAAUACACUAGCACAGAGGUCUGGGCUGCACAAGCUAGGGGCUUGCAUGGACAAUAUAUCGCUAAUUUUUUACAGGUGCGCCAACCCGCGAAUGCUUCUUUGGAGGGCUUGGAACUCAGCCUCGGCCAGCGUGCGCUCUUUCUCGUCAACCUGAAACUCAUGGGGCAGCUGUUUUUGAGAUGCUUCCUUAGCGUUUCUGAUAUGAAAAGAGUAAUUAUGGACCUGUUGAGAAUGCAGUCGAACGUCGGGACGGAGUCGCCUUAUUGGAUGCCUGAAGGAGUCGCCGUAGCGGAGCAGGAAUCGCCAUCAUCAGCGAUAGAGCUCCCCGAAGAAAUUGAGCUUAUGGCUGCGUGCGAAUUGUUAAAAGACAUUGGCUUCACCCUCGAGUAUCUGACGCCGUACAUGGGCGCGGGGGGGAUCCCGAGAUGGUUGCGCCGUACAGAUCCUGAGCGUCAUUUUUCCAUUUUUGGCAUUUUUUUUGCCCGGCUGAAUCGUCUGCGGAAUUGUCAAGGUUCCCGGUACAGUGAGCGUUGUCUGAUUAUGAUUGACGAUUUGCACAAGUUGCGUGCAAACCAAUGGCGGAAACUUCCGGUAGUUCGCUCCAUGCCCGAACUGGAUUCGGAAGACUAUGCUGGUGCGCCACCAGCGAGCACAAUGUACGCGAGUACUUUAAAUCUCUUAAGAGAUCUUACGAUGUGACCUAUUCCACUAUUUCCUGAAUUAGCGAGCAGCGCACUGAUAUAGCCUGCGCUGAAAUAGUGUCAAUAUCAAUGGCGGUGCCUUCGCCUCACUGUUGUUUCUCCACUCUCUCGUUAGUUGUCAUUCUGAAGAUGAUCGUGAAAGAACCAUGUCCAACUCUGCUCCUUUUUUGCCACUCUGCAUAAUGAAGAUGAUCGUGAAAAA
Messenger RNA from Amoebophrya sp. A120, 2051 nucleotides. Lineage: Eukaryota; Dinophyceae; Syndiniales; Amoebophryaceae. The record is from the annotation of a GenBank genome assembly.